Messenger RNA from Fonsecaea nubica, 471 nucleotides. RefSeq lists its product as hypothetical. The record is from RefSeq and is a predicted model, not a curated record. The coding region runs from base 1 to 471 and encodes 156 amino acids. The transcript has a single exon. Lineage: Eukaryota; Fungi; Ascomycota; Eurotiomycetes; Chaetothyriales; Herpotrichiellaceae.
AUGUCCCUCUUGCAGCACGCCGUCAAGAUCAUCCCCUUCUUCACCUCCCCCCACCUCCCCUCUCUUUUGACCUUUUACAAAACCUACUUUCCGGACUUUACCAUCUCCCCACACCCGACCGAUGCGACAGACCCGACGUUCGCGUCCAUCUGGACGGGACCCGGGGCCGCGGCCAACAUAUACAUCAUCCAGGACGAGAAGCGAGCAAGGGGCAGCUGCAUGAUCAUGAUCGACUCGGUGGCUGCGCUGGAGGAACUCUACGCACGGCUCGUGGCGCAGGGGUUGUUGCGGCCUUCUUCAGACGCGGCUGCGUGGACGGGGAUCCCUGUGUCGGUGUCCACACCGAUAUUGGUCCACCCGCAACAGACUCGCCUGGGACCGUGUCAGGACAAACCAUGGGGAUAUCGCCAGUUCGACCUCGUCGAUCUGCACGGCAAUUUGAUCGUCUUCUUUGCGUUUCUGGGCGAGUAA